GACACAACACAUAAACAAAGACUUUUUAGAAGAUAUUAAUCAGAGUAAGCCUUGCCUAAUUGGCGUUGAAACGAUGAUGUAAAUAUUCUGCUGUUUUGUGAUUUUACGAAAAUAUUGGGAAAGAGAUAUUUUCAGAAUUGAAGAUUGGAUUGGAUAACCUUCAACGAUAUUUCCGCGGUUUCAAAUUCAAGAAUCAACAUACUGACGACUGAGGUUGAAUGGUGUGAAGGAGAGACCCCCCAGAAAUGGCGUACUGGGACGGUGGUUCUGGGACCCAUGAUGGGAGACGGGUUCCUCCCACCUCUGAUGUCAGGCAGAUUCCGUCCCCCAACUCAGAACAGGUGACCCCAGACACUGAGGAAAAUGUGAUCGAUGAGGCCGAGGAUGUGAUCAGGAAUUUUAUUUAUGAGAGUUACCGGCAUCAGUUAGAGGAAGAUACACCUGACGCGUCCACACCGACAGUCCCGGAGCUGUGUAAUUUCACAUCGGAUCCAGUCAGUCGAGCCUCCCAAGUUGGUAGACAGUUGGCCAGAAUAGGUGACGAUAUCAACAGGAGAUAUGCAGAUGAUUUCAAAGACAUGAUCUCUCAGCUUAAUGUGACUGAGGAAACAGCCUAUGAUGUGUUUGCUGGAGUGGCCAAAAAGUUGUUUGCCGAUGAAAUCAACUGGGGACGUGUUGCAGCUCUCAUGUGCCUAGCUUACCGUAUCACCAUGACAGUUGUCAAAGAACGAGCCAAAAAGUUCGCACAAUUCCUGAAGAUUAUUGUCAGUCAUGUGGUUAGAUUUAUCAAGGAGAAAAUUGCUGGAUGGAUUGCUCAACAGGGUGGAUGGAGUGCGGCUCUCCAGUACUCCCCCUCCCCAAGUUUUACCACCCUCUCUAUCGUCGUAGGAUCCUGUAUGGUUGCCAUAGCAGCAGUAUUUUACUUCAGCAAGAAGAGUUGAAGCCCAGGGAUUACAGAAAUCCAUAAAACAUGUACAUUAACCAUGUACAGUGCUGGUUCUUAAGUAUUGACAAACUGAUCUGCGAUCAUAUAGUUCAGGAAUGUGUCCCUUUGUAUGAGCUGAACAUCAAAUGUGUGCUGAAAGAAUUCAUUUUGAAGUGAAUUUCUCCAGCUUGUGUGAGGAUAAUCACCAAGAAAAAUAAUGAGGUCUGAAUAGUGUAGCUAUUUAUAUAAUUUCUCUAUUCCCUUUUUCUGAAAUCAGAAUUGAAGUUUGGCAGGGAGAAUCCAUCUUUAUUUUUCUCUUACUUUCCAUAUUGAUAUCAAGUCACCUAGAAGCAGCUCAUUCCCAAGCCCUGAUCUCAACACCGAGGACGUCAGUGUGUAACACUGCUCUAGAUCCUUGUGUGUCAAAUCUGCUCAGAUUGUAGAUAGAAUAUGCAAUGAAUUACACCCUAGCAGGAGACUUUUGUAUAGGGCAUCCAUGGUGCAGUAGAUUCUAGAAGCAAUGUAUUUAUUAGUACUUAGUUUUAGAAUAAAUUAUUCAAUUAUUUCAACUCUAACUUUAGUUAACAAUAAAAUUUUUCAGUUGCUUGACAUCCUGUUUCAUAACUUAUUGCUGAAAAUUCUUUGCAAGCUUAAGACCUUAUUAAUUCCUGUAUAAAAGACUUCUACUUAAAGUUAAUUCUGUGUGUAUAAAAUGAGGCAGUGUUUGGUUUGAUAUGUUUUCCAUUUGAUAUCUGUAAAUAUUCCACCUUUGCUUUCCUUCAAUCAAUCACAUGAUCUUGGAGUUUUAAAUGUGGCCUGAUUUAGUACUGGUGAUAAUGCAUGUUUGACAACACUAAAACUUUUUUGUACCAUUCUACAAUUAGUAAUUAACACUAAUUAAAAUUACUUUGUCCUGUAAAAAUCAAAUACUGUAUGGAUUGUAUAUUUAUAUAGUUGUAAACAAAAAAAAAAGGUUUUUUAAAAACAGAUUAUGUUUUGAAUUUACCUUUAAAGUAGAAUAAAAUGUGUUUUGUAUCAAUUACUGUAAAUAAUGUCAUGAACAUCAGUUGUUGACAAUGAAUCUACUUACCUUCUCAUGCUCAUUGUUUGUUUCAGUAUCAAACAUCUAUCAAUAUUCUGAUCACUACAAAGUGUGCCAAUUCAUUACUUGAUCUUCACAUAAUGUACAAUUCAUGCAAAGUUGUCAUACUAUAAAAAAAGAGUUUUUUGUAAUGUAGUUGGUCACAUGUGUUUGAAUUAUGCCACAUGUAUUUUUAGUUUACAUUUUUUUUUCCUUAUUCCUGUUUUUUUUUUUUUCAAGUUUGAGGUGUACAUGGAUUUGUAAUGCAUGAGUAUGUUUUAAAUGAAAUUAGAGUACACUGUACUUCAUUGCUGAACAAAUCUGGGAGAUAAUUAGUAAUACAUGUAUAUGGUAAUGAUUAUAUAUGGCUUUGUACUUAGUGCCUAAUAUAUUUGUCUUCAUUAACUUAUACCUCUAAGGUCAAACAAUUCAAACUAAAUGGAUUAGUCACAAAAUGAAUUAAAAAUUGAGAUACUUAUAAUGAUCACUGAAUAUGAAAUUAAUUUAUCAGAUAACAUAUUCAUAGAGUAUCUGUAAAAUGGGCCAGUUCCAGUCAAAUUAUAUUUUCCAAACUGGUCCUCUAAAACUAUGAAAUUAUAGAUGAUAGAUUUUAUUUUUCCCAGUGUGCACUAGUCAAAGGGGCUAUUUUAAGAAAUAGGGAAGUGUUCAAUUAGACCAAAGUUUAGAGACAGGAUUUCUCCUUUUCUGUUACAUGUAUUUAUUCCAGCCUUGUUUGUUAUGAUCACUUUUAAUUUCAUCUUUGAGAUUCUUUUUAUACAAGUCAUUUCAUUGUUUUAGCAGAUUGCUAAUUGAACCCUGUGAUCUGAUGAGUCCCAGUAUCCUUUUACUCAGGCUCCACAGACACUUUAUUCUUGUUUGUUCUUCAUUUGACUUUUUCAGAUAAUUAUAUUUGAUGACAAGAAGUCAUAAUAAAUCUAUCAAUAUUCAAAUUA
Messenger RNA from Saccostrea echinata, 2959 nucleotides. RefSeq names its product bcl-2 homologous antagonist/killer-like. The record is from RefSeq and is a predicted model, not a curated record. The coding region runs from base 246 to 941 and encodes 231 amino acids. Lineage: Eukaryota; Metazoa; Mollusca; Bivalvia; Ostreida; Ostreidae. Gene Ontology annotation, biological process: regulation of apoptotic process; intrinsic apoptotic signaling pathway in response to DNA damage; extrinsic apoptotic signaling pathway in absence of ligand. Gene Ontology annotation, molecular function: protein homodimerization activity; protein heterodimerization activity. The transcript is spliced from 5 exons. Gene Ontology annotation, cellular component: mitochondrial outer membrane.